UGUUGGUAAGGUGCUUCUGCAAUUCUCUCGAACAUGUUCCGAUACCUGACCAAAAAGCUGAAGGGAGAGGAAGAUGCAAAAAAGGACCCUUAUGCUGAUCUGACGCCAGAACUGAAGGUGCAUGCUGCAGCUUGCAACAAUGACGUCAAGAUGCUAGAGAAGCUGGCCAAGGACGGGGUGGACUUUAACGAGCCACGACCGCAGGACGGAUACUAUGCGCUGGAUUCUUGUGCAUGGUCUGGAAAUGUGGAAGCCAUCAAUGUGCUGCUCCAGCACGGAGCAGACCCAUCUAUCACCCUGCAGGCCAUAGUUGGUGCUGCUUCGUGGGGCGAUCCAGAGAUGCUGGAGGCACUUAUCAGUGCAGGUGGUCAAGUGGACCAGGAACUAAAUUCUGAGACUGCUUUGCGAUGGGCUGUGCAGUUCGGCCAUGAGGACUGUGCCCUUCUUUUAGUUCAGAAGGGGGCGUGGAAGCUAGAGCCGAACCAGGAGCUGCUACUUCUUCGCGCAAAGAGUCGGAGGAUGCGCAAGCUCUUAGAGGGCAUCGCUCAGGUGGAUCCAGACCGCGCAGCAGAUUGCGUUGUACCACCUUGCUGGAAGACAUGUGAAAUUCUUUGAUGCAAUCGUGAAGGGUGCGUAGAUUGUGUCCAGUUUAGCUUUUGCAGUAGUUUCGUGGCUGCUUGAAUCGUUUUGUGUACAUACCUUGCCAGCAAACUUGCACGGCCCAAUGAGGCGGCGUUGUUUCUUUGUCACAGGGGCAUUGCAGCAGUUGCCUUUGGCAUACCGCAAUUUUCAAAUGCCUUAUUCAUACAAUUUUCAGGAUUCUCAGGUGCACAAUGUCACCUCCAACAACGGGAAAAGAA
This is a messenger RNA of Durusdinium trenchii, 860 nucleotides long. Lineage: Eukaryota; Dinophyceae; Suessiales; Symbiodiniaceae. The record is from the annotation of a GenBank genome assembly.